This is a messenger RNA of Bombina bombina (fire-bellied toad), 2950 nucleotides long. RefSeq names its product cyclin-dependent kinase 11B. Lineage: Eukaryota; Metazoa; Chordata; Amphibia; Anura; Bombinatoridae. Bases 270 to 2690 code for a protein of 806 amino acids. Gene Ontology annotation, molecular function: cyclin-dependent protein serine/threonine kinase activity; ATP binding. Gene Ontology annotation, cellular component: nucleus. The record is from RefSeq and is a predicted model, not a curated record. The transcript is spliced from 21 exons. Gene Ontology annotation, biological process: protein phosphorylation; regulation of mitotic cell cycle.
CGCUACGGAAGUGACGUACAUUGUAUGAGCCGGGAGGCCUGGAGAAUCGCUUUUCUUUGGUAGUGUUCGGCGAAUAAAGAUUCUGAGGGAUAGCGGAAGGCAACCCAAAUUGGCGGCUGUUUGUGCUGUCUGCAGGGCGCACACACACAGGACCGCUGUAUGUAUUAAAGUCAGAUUUGUGUGUGGGUGUUAUACCGGCCUGGUGCUUUUUAUCACUUGACACGAACAGAGCGCGGAUAAACGGAAGGCUUUAGGUUGUUCCACUCCAAAUGGGGGAUGAAAAAGACACCUGGAAAGUAAAAACACUGGACGAGAUUUUGCAGGAAAAGAAAAGACGGAAAGAGCAAGAAGAAAAGGAGUCGAAGCACAACAAAAAUGCUGAUGACCGUGAUUCUAAGAGAGACUCUUUGGAAGAGGGAGAGUUGAGAGAUCACAGAAUGGAGAUUACCAUAAGAAAUUCCCCAUACAGAAGAGAGGAUUCCAUGGAAGAUAGAGGUGAGGAAGAUGACUCCUUGGCUAUUAAACCUCCGCAGCAGAUUUCUCGAAAAGAAAAAUCUCAUCACAGGAAAGAUGAGAAAAGGAAAGAAAAACACCGGCACCGCAGCCACUCAUCUGAAGUACCGGGUGGAAAACAUGCCCGUGGGAAAGAGAAGGAAAGGGAACAUGAUAGAAGGAAGAGGCACAGAGAAGAGCAAGAUAAGGCCCGGCGUGAUUGGGAGAGACAAAAAAGGAGAGAAAUGGCAAGAGAGCAUUCCAGGAGAGAGAGUAGGGACCGAUUGGAACAGUUGGAACGUAAGCGUGAACGUGAAAAGAAAGUAAAGGAACAAAAAGAACGAGAGAGGAGAGCAGACGAGAGACGCAGGCGUGAAGGGCUCACAGGAUCUGCGCUUCCAAAGCACAGGAAGCUAGACCUCUUGCAAGAGAGAGACAGAACGCAGUACAAUACACACUUUGCAGAUGCAAGAAUUCUUGUAGAGUUUAGCACUCAAAUGCCUACCCACCACAGAACUGCUAGGGAAGAACAUGGAGAUAAAAACAAAGCAAAUUAUCGCAGUCGCAGUCCUAUACGUCAAGAGAGAGAGCGUAUAGAAGCGGGAGAAGGAAGGAAGCAAGCGAAAGUGGAGAGGUCGGAAGACCGUGAUCCUUUGUCGGACCUCCAAGACAUCAGUGACAGUGAAAGGAAAACAAGCUCUGCAGCAUCUUCAUCAGCAGAGACAGUGUCUGGUACUGAAGAGGAAGAAGAAACUACCAGUGAAGAAACUGAAGGAGAAGAGGAAGAAGAAGAGGAGGAAACGGGAAGCAAUUCAGAAGCAGUUUCUGAACAGACAGCAGAAGAGGUCAGUGAAGAAGAGAUGAGUGACGAGGAAGAAAGGGAGAAUGGAAAUCAUGUUCCAGUUGUGACAGAAUCCAGAUUUGAUCAUGACUCUGCUGAUAGUGAAGAGGAAGAGGAGGAUGAUGAGGAAGAUGAAGAAAUGAGGGAUGCAAGCCCACAUUCUAAUGCUCAAACAGAUGGAGAAUAUGUCCCAGACUCUCCAGUCAUAUCUCCUAUCGAACUUAAGCAAGAGCUACCCAAAUAUCUUCCAGCUCUACAGGGUUGCCGUAGUGUAGAAGAAUUCCAAUGCUUAAAUCGUAUAGAAGAAGGGACAUACGGUGUUGUGUACAGAGCAAAAGACCGGAAAACUGAUGAAAUUGUUGCCCUGAAAAGACUCAAGAUGGAAAAGGAGAAGGAAGGGUUCCCUAUAACAUCUCUUCGUGAAAUAAACACAAUUCUUAAAGCUCAGCAUCCUAAUAUUGUUACAGUGAGGGAAAUUGUGGUUGGAAGCAAUAUGGAUAAGAUCUAUAUUGUCAUGAAUUACGUGGAACAUGAUCUUAAAAGUCUUAUGGAGACUAUGAAACAGCCUUUCCUACCAGGUGAGGUGAAAACACUAAUGAUUCAGCUGUUGCGUGGUGUCAGACAUCUCCAUGACAACUGGAUUCUACACAGAGAUCUAAAAACCUCCAAUUUGCUACUCAGUCAUUCUGGGAUACUGAAGGUUGGAGACUUUGGUUUGGCGCGGGAGUAUGGCUCGCCGUUGAAGCCUUACACACCUAUAGUUGUCACUUUAUGGUACAGAGCCCCAGAGUUGUUACUUGGAGCUAAGGAAUAUUCUACGGCUAUUGACAUGUGGUCAGUUGGUUGUAUAUUUGGUGAACUCCUUACCCAGAAGCCACUGUUCCCAGGAAAAUCUGAGAUAGAUCAGAUCAACAAAGUGUUUAAGGAUCUUGGAACUCCAAGUGAGAAAAUCUGGCCUGGGUACAAUGAACUUCCAGCAGUCAAGAAGAUGACCUUUACAGACUAUCCGUACAACAACCUCAGAAAGAGAUUUGGCGCUCUUCUUUCAGACCAAGGAUUUGAUCUAAUGAACAAGUUCCUGACUUACUGUCCAGCCAAGAGAAUCAGUGCAGAAGAUGGCUUAAAGCAUGAAUAUUUUCGUGAAACUCCUCUGCCCAUCGACCCAUCAAUGUUCCCCACAUGGCCAGCUAAAAGUGAGCAGCAGAGGGUUAAACGUGGCACUAGUCCCCGUCCCCCAGAAGGUGGACUGGGGUAUAGCCAGCUGGGUGAUGAUGAUCUGAAAGAUACUGGAUUUCAUUUGACUACUACUAAUCAAGGAGCUUCAGCUGCCGGCCCUGGAUUCAGCCUCAAGUUUUAAAUGAACUCUAAGGAAAACCACCUCACUAUCUUUUUAGACUUGGGACUAUGUUUUUCUUUGUUAUUGUUGCUGCAAACCUUGACGACCCCUUGCAUCUAUUCAAAUACUGUUGCAGCUAAACAUAUGGCAGAAAUGAAUACUCAAAAGGGGACCUAAAUGCAUAAGCAAGGACUUACGGAAAUAUAUUAAAAGAAAAAGUCUUUGACUUAUUUAUUUUUCAUUACUGUAAAUUUGUAGAAUUAAAACCUUUUAUUGUUUAA